Molecule: messenger RNA, 2307 nt
Organism: Trifolium pratense (red clover)
Lineage: Eukaryota; Viridiplantae; Streptophyta; Magnoliopsida; Fabales; Fabaceae
Product: 3-oxoacyl-[acyl-carrier-protein] synthase II, chloroplastic-like
Exons: 14
Coding region: 231-1694 (487 amino acids)
Biological process (GO): fatty acid biosynthetic process
Cellular component (GO): chloroplast stroma
Molecular function (GO): 3-oxoacyl-[acyl-carrier-protein] synthase activity
Source: RefSeq, a predicted model, not a curated record
AAGUUAAGGGAUGGACUACUUGUUAAGCAGAACUGUUGUCCAGAACUGUGCUUCUCCUCUUCUCUUCUCUCACUCAAACAUCAACCACACAAAUUAAAACAAACAAACAAACAAACAAACAAAAUUAAUUAAAAAAAAAAAAUGAAAAUAUAAACCUUGAAUUCAAUUCUUAACCCUUCUUUCUUCUUCUCUUUCAUUCUUUUUUCUCUUUCACCAUUCUCAUUUUCCUCAUGGCUUCACUUUCCUCUCCCCUUUGCACGUGGCUUGUUGCUGCUUGCAUGUCAGUCACGUGCGACUCUCACUCCUCUCUUCCUCCUCGUACUCGUUGCAGAAAGAAUAACAAACUCCAUCUCCUCUCUUCUCCCAAUCGACUCUCCCGUUCUGGUAAAGUAAUGGCUGUUGCUUUGGAAUCUGCUCAAGAAGUUACAACAGCGGGAAAACCUCCUAUGAAGCAAAGGCGAGUAGUUGUGACGGGCUUGGGUGUGGUCACACCACUUGGUCAUGAUCCUGAUGUCUUCUACAAUAAUUUACUCGAUGGUGUUAGUGGGAUAAGCGAGAUCAAUGCUUUUGACUGUGCAGAAUUUCCAACGCGGAUUGCUGGUGAGAUCAAGUCAUUCUCAACUGAUGGCUGGGUAGCACCAAAGUUUUCAAGGAGGAUGGAUAAAUUUAUGUUGUAUCUUCUGAUAGCGGGAAAAAAAGCAUUGGUUGAUGCUGGAAUUACUGAAGAUGUAAAGGAUGAAUUAGAUAAAGCAAAAUGCGGUGUUUUGAUUGGCUCCGCAAUGGGUGGAAUGCAGGUUUUUCAUGAUGCGAUUGAAGCUUUAAGAAUCUCAUAUAAGAAGAUGAAUCCUUUUUGUGUACCCUUUGCAACAACAAAUAUGGGUUCUGCCAUGCUUGCAAUGGAUCUGGGGUGGAUGGGCCCAAAUUAUUCAAUCUCCACAGCGUGUGCUACAAGUAAUUUUUGUAUAUUGAAUGCUGCAAACCAUAUUAUUAAAGGUGAAGCUGACCUGAUGCUUUGUGGUGGCUCAGAUGCUGCUAUAAUACCAAUCGGCUUGGGUGGCUUUGUAGCAUGCAGGGCACUCUCACAGAGAAAUAAUGACCCCACUAAAGCUUCACGCCCUUGGGAUAUUAACCGCGAUGGAUUUGUCAUGGGGGAAGGAGCUGGAGUUUUGCUUUUAGAAGAAUUAGAGCAUGCUAAGAAAAGGGGAGCUACCAUAUACGCUGAGUUCCUUGGUGGAAGCUUCACCUGUGAUGCUUAUCAUGUGACUGAGCCACGUCCUGAUGGGGCUGGUGUUAUUCUUUGCAUUGAAAAGGCAUUAAUUAGUUCUGGAGUUUCAAGGGAGGAUGUGAACUACAUAAAUGCACAUGCCACAUCCACACAUGCCGGAGAUCUUAAGGAGUACCAGGCUUUGAUUCAUUGCUUUGGCAAAAACCCGGAACUAAGAGUGAACUCGACAAAGUCUAUGAUUGGUCAUCUACUAGGGGCAGCUGGUGGUGUGGAAGCCGUAGCAACCGUACAGGCAAUAAAGACAGGGUGGGUUCAUCCUAAUAUCAAUCUAGAAAACCCAGAUGAAGCAGUGGACACCAAUGUGCUUGUGGGCCCAAAGAAAGAGAGACUGGACAUCAGGGCAGGCUUGUCUAAUUCAUUUGGUUUUGGUGGCCAAAAUUCUUCAAUCAUAUUUGCCCCUUUUAAGUGAAACAGAUUUUUCCAACUGUAGUACCUUCCUAUCAUCAUUAACAAGUUGCUGAGUAACCAGGCAAUGUAUUGCAUUUGCAUACACUUACACUCGUCCUUUGCUUGAGUGAAAGCGCCUGUUAUGUGGAUUGCUCACUUGGAUGAUCAUUAUGUUCCAAAAACACUGAUGGGAUGUCCCUCAAGAAUCAGAAAACUUAGGGAUUGUUUGGUGCUCUUGGCGAGAUAGAAUUGCGUUUAUCAGCAACUGAAAAAAUAUCCUGUCUGACCAUGAAUGACUAGAGUACGAGUUGACACUGAUGUAACCAUUAGACAAUCACUUGAUGGGAACAUGGACAUUGCCUAAUUGACAUGAUAAAAGAGAAAAUGUGGAUUAAAUUAAUUGUUAGUGUUUUUUUUUUGAGCUGACAAGUUUAGGUUGACAUUUUCUUUGAUAUUUAUGCCUUUGAGGUUGAUUUCAAUUUAAGCACUAUGUUGUCUUUGCAAAGUGGAACUAGCACCAGAUUAUUCCUACUAUUAAUCUGAAGAUGUGAUAGCAGUGGCUUUUAGAUUAGAUCUAUGUUGUACACACAUUUGAAACCUACACGGGUAAUUUUGAGAGUGUCUUUGUUCUUGCA